CUUUAAUCAAUUAAACAUUUUUUAAAAAUCAGUUCAGUUUAUAUUAAUCUAGAGCUUUAGCAUAAUGAAGACUGGAGGUAUCUUAAUUCUGAUAUUUAUCGGAACCUGUAGUUCCCUUGGGCUCCGGAAUGGGAGACAAGCAAAGGUUGAUGUAAACGCUCAUCACCAUGGAGCAUUUGGAAGCUUUGUUAUUGGACGGUGUACAGGAACUACUGAGGGGGACUUGCUGUACUGCAAAUAUAGUGUAGACUAUGACAGGGACGAAGAUUUUAUCGAUAUAAAGAAAAUAUCGUGCGUUAGGAAGAAGGGAUGUGACCGUGAGGUUGGAAACUACAAUAAAAAGCAAAUGGUAACAAAUCUUUUUAUCCAACACUGCAUAGAAAUAACACAUGAUUUCAGGAAUGCUGAUUCUAAAGACUGGUCUGCCAGGUUUGUAAUGUGAUUAAUCCUUUGUCUAGGAAUGCUGAUUCUAAAGACUGGUCUGCCAGGUUUGUAAUGUGAUUAAUCCUUUGUCUAGGAAUGCUGAUUCUAAAGACUGGUCUACCAGGUUUAUAAUGUGAUUAAUCCUUUGUCUAGGAAUGCUGAUUCUAAUGACUGGUCUGCCAGGUUUGUAAUGUGAUUAAUCCUUUGUCUA
This is a messenger RNA of Eurytemora carolleeae, 634 nucleotides long. RefSeq lists its product as uncharacterized. Bases 65 to 442 code for a protein of 125 amino acids. NCBI's taxonomy places the organism in Eukaryota, Metazoa, Arthropoda, Copepoda, Calanoida, Temoridae. The transcript has 7 exons. The record is from RefSeq and is a predicted model, not a curated record.